AUGAAAUCACUGUUCAACCGAAACCCAUCGUCAUCCUCAACGGCAUCACGCUCAACCUCACUGUUCGUGCAUACACGCGCGCGUCUGGCCGGGGAACUGGAAGAAGUAUUCAAGAAAUUCGACGUCAAUGGCGACGGGAAGAUCUCGGCCUCCGAGCUGGUAUCCAUAAUGGGAAGCUUAGGGCAGCCGGAAAGCGAUGAAGAACUGAACAACAUGAUCCGCGAGGUUGACGGAGACGGCGACGGUUGUAUAAGCUUACCGGAAUUCAUUGAGUUGAAUACGAAAGGUGUUGAUUCAGACGAGAUCUUGGAGAAUCUGAAGGACGCGUUUGCGGUUUUUGAUAUGAAUGGGAACGGGUCGAUUACGGCGGAGAAGCUGAAUACGGUUAUGAGGAGUUUAGGGGAGUAG
Messenger RNA from Vicia faba (fava bean), 408 nucleotides. The record is from the annotation of a GenBank genome assembly. NCBI's taxonomy places the organism in Eukaryota, Viridiplantae, Streptophyta, Magnoliopsida, Fabales, Fabaceae.